Elaeis guineensis (African oil palm) is the source of this 1111-nucleotide messenger RNA. Its product is annotated as psbP-like protein 1, chloroplastic. NCBI's taxonomy places the organism in Eukaryota, Viridiplantae, Streptophyta, Magnoliopsida, Arecales, Arecaceae. Gene Ontology annotation, biological process: photosynthesis. Gene Ontology annotation, molecular function: calcium ion binding. The record is from RefSeq and is a predicted model, not a curated record. Gene Ontology annotation, cellular component: photosystem II; extrinsic component of membrane; photosystem II oxygen evolving complex.
AAGGAUAAGGCCUCCUUCCUCCCCUACUCUCCAACUUCGCUCGCUCCCAACGAACGCUGGAAGAAGAUAUCAUGCUCGAGCUUCUCUAACACCACCACCACCACCACCACCACCCUUAUUCUUUCUCUGGCACCGAAACUAGUUUUCCUUCAACGAAUAAGUGGUCGGAAAUGGCACUUUUGCAGCACUCGCCGGCACUCCAUCGAGCCCUCUUCUUGAAUUCUUCUUCCUCUUCUACUGCUUUCCAUCAGGGCCCUGCUUUCUUCCCUGGCCAUCUUCAUAGGAGUAGGGUUACCCUCCAGGUCAGGGCCGAGGAUUCUCCAAUCCCCCCACAAGAUUGUAUUGUAGAGAGAUCCGGAAGGCGCCAUGCACUUGCAUUAGGAGCAAUUAGCACUUGCAUAUCUUUAACUUAUGCCAAUUCUGCAUCAUCAGAGGUUAAGAAAGGAUUUCAAUCUGUCUUGGACAAGAAGGAUGGUUAUUCAUUUCUCUACCCAUUCGGAUGGCAGGAAGUUGUUAUUGAAGGACAAGAUAAGGUGCUCAAAGAUGUUAUUGAGCCGUUAGAAAGCAUUAGCGUUAACAUGGUUCCAACUAGCAAGCAAGAUGUUCGAGACUUUGGAUCUCCACAAGAGGUUGCUGAUACUUUAAUCAAAAAGGUUUUGGCUCCUCCUUCACAGAAAAUAAAGCUAGUUGAGGCAGCAGAGUGUUCCAGGCCCAACUUCCAUCCUCUUGACUCCAGCUUUCUGACAAAGUCUUUUCUAUGCAUGAUGUUGAUGGGAGAGCUUAUUACACCUUUGAGUUCAUUGCUCAGGCUCCGAACUUCACUAGACAUGCUCUUGGUGCAAUUUCCAUCGGGAAUGGUAAAUUUUACACCUUGACAACAGGAGCCAAUGAAAGGAGAUGGGAGAAGAUGAAGGAUAAGCUGCAGACUGUCAUCGAUUCCUUUAAGGUCUUCGAUGUUUAUGAGGGAUGAAAGGCUAUGUUGCUAUUCGAUUUGUUCUGUACUUUUUUCAAGGUUUUCCCGAUGUUCAGAGAAAGUCAACGGCAUUGCGAAACUGCCUUUUUUUUACCUCUUAAAUAUUAUAUAUUAUCGUUCAAUAUUUGUUGAAAAUUA